Galeopterus variegatus (Sunda flying lemur) is the source of this 1928-nucleotide messenger RNA. It is a transcript of the gene MRPS27, whose product is annotated as mitochondrial ribosomal protein S27. Gene Ontology annotation, molecular function: protein binding. The transcript has 11 exons. The coding region runs from base 205 to 1272 and encodes 355 amino acids. Gene Ontology annotation, cellular component: mitochondrion. NCBI's taxonomy places the organism in Eukaryota, Metazoa, Chordata, Mammalia, Dermoptera, Cynocephalidae. The record is from RefSeq and is a predicted model, not a curated record.
AUGGGCUUUCAAGAGGAGACGAAAUGCUUGUGGGAUCUGGUUGCUAGACAAGUCAUUUGGGGUGUUUGGUUGCCCAGAAAUGGGAGAUAAGGCCUCUGUCCGUCCACAGGUAAAAGAUGCCUGCUUUCUGCAGCAUAUGUGGACAGCCGCAAGUGGGAAGCAAGAGAAAAAGAACAUUAUCACCUUGCUGAUCUCGCAUCUUUAAUGGAUAAAACAUAUGACAGGAAGUUGCCUGUUAGUUCUUUAACAGUAUCACGGUUUGUGGACAACAUUUCAUCUCGAGAAGAGGUGGACCAUGCAGAGUAUUACCUUUACAAGUUUCGACACAGCCCCAACUGCUGGCACCUGCGAGACUGGACUAUCCACACCUGGAUUAGGCAGUGUCUAAAAUAUGGUGCAGAAGACAAAGCCUUAUAUACCGUAGUAAAUAAGGUUCAAUAUGGAAUUUUUCCAGAUAACUUUACAUUCAAUUUACUGAUGGAUUCUUUCAUAAAAAAAGAAAACUUCAAAGAUGCUUUAUCUGUGGUUUUUGAGAUCAUGAUGCAAGAAGCCUUUGAAGUACCUUCUACCCAACUUCUGGCCCUCUAUGUUUUAUACCAUUGCCUGGCAAAGAAGACAGACUUCAGUUGGGAAGAGGAGAAGAAUUUCGGUGCAUCCCUAUUACUUCCAGGCCUUAAACAGAAGAACUCAGUGGGUUUGAGUUCCCAGUUAUAUGGCUGUGCACUUCUUGGGAAGGUGGAAUUGCAGCAAGGGCUACGAGCUGUGUACCACAAUAUGCCUCUGAUAUGGAAACCAGGCUACCUUGACAGAGCCCUUCAAGUGAUGGAGAAAGUGGUCUCCUCCCCAGAAGACACAAAGCUAUGUAGAGAAGUGCUCGAUGUGCUGGAUGUAGUGCUGAAGGCUGUGACUUCUUUGGCUGAUGGGGCUUCUGAGGAACAGUCCCAAGAAGGUGAAGACAACCAGGAGUCAGAAAGACUGGUGGAGCAGUUAGACACAGAGGAAACAGAACAGUCCAAGCUUCCCCAAUACUUGGAACGGUUUAAGGCCUUACAUUCUAAGCUUCAGGCUCUGGGCAAAGUUGAGUCAGAAAGCCUUUUGACUCUGACCACCCAGCUUGUCAAGGAAAAGCUGCCCACCUGUGAAGCAGAGGACAUCACCGCUUACGAGCAGAAAUUGCAGCAGUGGCAUCUGGAGCGGGUACAGUUGAUUCAGAGAGAACAGGAGCAGAAGGCGAGAGCGAAACAGGAGUACCAGGCAAAGGCAGCUGCCUAACUGGGCCCCCAGGACCACAAGAGCCUCUCCAGACCCUGUGGGACUCUGCAGUGGCCGUGACACAAAUCUCAGUUUCCACCAUUCGUCGUCGUCUUUUGUUGAAGUAGGCCACAUUGUUCUACACAUCAAGGCCCUGUGACUGCCUAUCCAGAUGCCAAGAAGGGCUGUGAAGCUGUGGAAGUGGCAAGUGGUCAGACUGAAGCCACCAGCUAAUGACCUUGAAAAGGGCUCUUAAGGCUUAUGGUUGAGUUCCAGGAGCACAGAGAUCAAUUUUGAGCAUUGAAAGUUCCCAAUACCUAAAGUAGGUGGAGGAAGAACCUAUGGCUGAAGAGUCAGGUCUCAGGCAUGGGCUUUGAAUGGUCUCCCUCUUCCCAGCCCAGGCCCAUCAGGCCAAGGUCCCUGCAUGUGCUGAGACCUUGUGCCCAAGUCUGCUCUGGUGCAUGUGUCACUGAAUCAGCUGUGGGUGCUCACAUCCUCACUUGCUCCUUUCCACCAUGCCUCGCCCUUCCAGACCUGCAGUGGGAGAGGUUCAGGACAGGAGUGAACUCAAGAUCAUGAACCUACUGGAUCUCAAAUUUCAGGCACUCAGGGCCGGCCUGUGGCUCACUUGAGAGAGAGUGGUGCUGAUAACACCAAGGCCACGGGUUCGGAUCCUA